Molecule: messenger RNA, 4969 nt
Organism: Pelodiscus sinensis (Chinese soft-shelled turtle)
Lineage: Eukaryota; Metazoa; Chordata; Testudines; Trionychidae
Source: RefSeq, a predicted model, not a curated record
GAUGCAAAACCUUCCUCCAUGUACGUAGCCAAAUGUGCAGGGGGUUGAGCUCCUUCCUAAAUGUUCAAGGAAGAGAUAAGGAAGCAAUGUGGCUCUGGACUGUGUUUUCCUUAAAUGACAGUCUUUUUUUGCCUUCUUGCUUCCUGGGAGGACAAGACAAUUCAACUGACUGACUGCCUAGGAUGGGGGAAGAGAACAGCUAUAACCAGACAUUGAUGGGACCCUAUGGAAUGGAUCGGACAGCGCAUUGCAUUGAUUUCUAUGACUGUGCAAAUGGGCUGGGUAUUAAGGUCAUUGGUGGUGUCAGGGAGUUGACAAGAGAAGAAUAUGGCGUUUAUGUAAAGAGGAUCCUACCAGGGGGCGUGGCUUAUGCUGACGGACGUUUGCAGCCAGGAGACCAGAUCUUGGAGGUCAAUGGAGAUUCCCUGAUUGGAGUCACAAGUGAGAGAGCUGUGGAUAUUCUCCGGACAGCCUCCGCCACCAGCCACAUGCGCCUUCUCAUAGCUCGAGACGACGAUGCCAGGAGAGAGUUUUCUGAGCUGCUGGAAAAGUUUGGAUCUCAUAGCAACACAGAAUCGGCACGGAGUUCUCCUGUUCAUUAUGGUGGGAGUAGAUAUUUGGAAAGUACAUCCUCGGGUUCUUCAUCACGUUCCCAGAGUCCUCUGCUGCUGAGCCCUGCAAAUUCCCAUGGCCCGCUCAUUGGAAACUCGGCACAUUCCCCGCACACAAGCUCACACUGCUCCCUUGAGCCAGCGAUUCAGUGCAUCUCCAUAGCAAAGUCCUCUGGGUUGGGGUUGACGAUCAGUGGCGGAUCUAACAGGCCUGAGGGGCCCAUGAUUUACGUUCACGAGCUGAUGCCGGAAGGGGACUGUUACAGAGAUGGGCGGCUUCGGCCCGGUGAUCAGCUAAUUGCCAUCAAUAAAGACUCGUUGGUGGGCUGCACCUAUGAAGAGGCCAGAAAAGUACUUGCAAAAACCAAAUUCAGACAUGAGGGAAACACAGAAGUGGCCUUUAUUCCCGGAAGGGGACGGUUACAUCCGGGACUGUCGGCUCAUAACAGCAUCCAGUCGCCACCUCCUAAGGCCAUGGGCAAUGGUCUGAGCUCUUGCCGGUUGAAAGUCCACGUGAGGUCGCCUGAGACCAGACAAGAAAAUCUCUUUCCUGUGCCUUCUCCAUCACCGGACAUUUGCCCCCCAGAACUCACGAUAUCUGCGCCCGUGUCACCUUCUAAUCAGAGAGCGGCGCCGGGCAGCAAACCGAAAGUAGCCCUGGAUCCCCAUAUUCGACUCAAGGAUGGGAAAUUCGAACUGGUGCUGCAAUAUCUGGGUCUGGAUGUGACGGAGGAGAAGAAGAGGCAGUUACGGCAGAGUCUGACCACAGAUUCGCAGGGAACAGUGGCCUAUGGAGAUUUUCUUCAAGCACUCAGGGAUCUGCUGCAAGAUGAGCUGGAGGAGGCUGGCCUUGAGGCCAGUUCUGUGCUCUUCACUCAACACGAAGUGGCCAGUUUAUUGGAUACGUCUGCUUUUCACUCUCUGACUUUGGACUCUGUCGGCUGUACUGACGGCGAGGAACUAGAACAGCUCCAGCUGGAAAUGACAGAUCUGCGGCAGGAAGUCCGAAGGCUGAAGUCUCUUCUGACAGAGGUGGAAAGCAGCAAGAAGUCAAUGGAAGAUGAACUUCAGAGACUGAACCAGAAGGCGCUGGAUUUCUUGUCUGAGAACCGCACCCUGCAUAGCAAGCUGCAGGUGGCUGAGGUGGUGCAGCAGCAAGCCCACAGCGCAGAGCAGGACUACGAGGAAGUGAUCCACCUGCUAGAGGCAGAAAUCACCGAGCUGAAAACUCAGCUGCUAGGGAAGAAAACAAAGCAUGUCUGCGAAGCAGAGGGAGACAUUCUGGAGCUGAAAAGACGGCUCUCCCUGGCAGAGGGCCAGUUGCGGAAAUCCGAAGUCACGCGGAAGCGCUUGGAAAUCUGCAACAGGAAGCUGCUCCUGUUUGUGCAGAAUGUGCACAAGGUCCUGAGCAUAUCCGGCCAGUUACCAGAUGAGAUGAGAGUCAACAGCCAAGCAGAGGAGGAUAAAGCAGAAGCCGUCUCAGAUGCAUCUCUUCCAUCUCCAGACCUCAUGGACCUGUUGAUAUCAGAAGCUAAAGAGCUGUUGGAACCCAUGCUCGCUCACACCACAAAAGAUGCAUUACCACACAACCAGGACGAGUGCCUGACUGCAGAGAGGAGCCUAAACCACGAGGACCAUUUUCACCCGAAAACCACAUGGCCCCCUCCUCCAAGCCCUAGCAAGAGCGAUGAGCCACAGCCACCGAGACCAAGCAAGGAACCGCCUGAGAAGCCUACAUAAAUCUGAGAUGCACUCGUUUGCAUAACCAUGUAUAUUCGUAACACAGAUCAUCUGCUGGGAGACAGACAGAAGGCAGGAUGGAUGGUUCAUUUUCCAGGCUGAACAGAAGAUCUGUGAGUUUUGAGACACUUGAUUCUUCUGACUAGCCACCUAGGACUCCAGCAGCAAACCCACCCAUAUGGCUACCUCUGAAUUACUAUACCAGGUGGUUCUCUUGAUUCUGCAGCUUUAUAGACAACAGGAAAGGCAUCGCUGAGAGGUUGUGGACCUCAUAAGACAGGCAGCCUUUAGCGCUGGUGUUCUAUACAGUAAAAGGAGCAAGGACUAACCCGUGACGGACACAUCCUGAAAGGGAUUUCUUUUGGGAUUUCAUAUGGGAAAAACCAAAGUAAACUUAGUGGACUGUAGUGAAACCAACAUACUCUGUAGUGUCUUUAGCUGCCUUGGGAUACAGAUCAUGUGUUUUUGUAAAGCUUAUCCCAGCUGCAAUGCUUGAAGUGAAAAGAAGAAACCCGGAGGUAGCCGACAGUUGUCGAUAACGUGGUGCCCAUGAGCUGUACUGAGCACAGAAACGACACUGUGGAACAGGCAUCAGUAAGACGGCAAAUGUAACGCUUGGAAACUAGGCCUGCGGGACUCAAGCAGUGAACAUGGUAGAGAUUUGAUGUGAAAACAGUCUGGAGAAUAAAAUGCAAACACUGCUUAGAGGGCGGUUUGAUUUCUGAGCCAGUGAAGUGUGGAGAUGGGUGGUUUGAUGCUCUGGGAUGAGUUUAACCUGCUUGGGCCAGCUGCUUCUUCGUCCUUCCCUUAUAUAGCACAGAGGUUGGCAGCUAAUAGCAAGUUGUACUGAGACAUCACAUUAUAAAGGGGCAUGUUGUAGCUUUUACUCAGGAACUUCUCAGCACAGCUUCAAGUUUCCUUUUUAGGACUUAAAACUGCACUGGUUCCACAUAAAAGGAAGGCCUGUGCAAAAUACACUUAUUUUUAUGUGACUUUUUGUCCAAAAAAAUCCCAAAGCACUUUACAAACAAUAUACAUGCAGAAAUCACAUCACCAAUAAAAUGCAGCCAGCUCUGGGGUGGAGGAGAGUAGACAAGUAAACAGCAAGCCAGCCUGCUAUAAGAGAUAGGGGCCUUUCAGCAAAAUGACUACUCAGUCCUUUCAGUUUCUAAUACCUGGGAUGCUCUCCUUAUGGUAAGGUGACUUCUGUUUUAAUGAAAAUGAAAGAGGGUAAGAAUCACACAAAAAUAUCACAGUGCAUGCUGGCCAGGGCAAAGAAAACACGUCAAAGUCCAUGUUGCAUGGACAGCACAGUAUGGCCUAACCAAAUAAAUGAAGAGGGAAGGAAAUAGACGCUAACCUUGUACAAUUAAUUUCCUCCAUCCAAUACUCAUAAAAAUGUAAGACUAUAAUUGCUGCCCUCUGCCCCCCAACUUUCUCCAAGGAGAAGUGCCUUUCUGAUUUUAGCUUCUGAAGAUUCUAAAGGAUUCUGUACCCUCAGCAUGUCAGCAGUCCAUUCGGGAAAAGAAAUUCUCCAGGUUCCUGUACCCAGUUGGGACCCUUUCGGGAAGACUUACAUGCUUUUCAAAAGGGUCCGUGUUUUAGCUUGACACCAUUCAUAGCAUAAGUCAUGCCCAUUUUAAGAUUGCUUCCCGCAUGGCCUCCUGUUAAUAGGCUGGUUAGUAGCCAUUACCCUCUCGGAGAAACAUUGAAAGCUAAGAUCUGAGGAGGUCAACGCUGCCAGAAUUGAUGUCAAUUUUUGCUAGGAUAACAAAAUAGGGGUUGUGCCUUACUCCGAGGCAUGUGGUCUUAGCUGGGAGGCAGAAAGCAGAGCAGACACACUGACAUCUUUCCACAGCAACCAGGAAACAAAAUGGGGAAGGCAAGAAAGAAAGAAAGAAAGAAAGAAAAAGAAACGGCAUGUGCACAGAAGCCAGUUGAAAAGGCAUCUAACUCAAAUGCAUCUUACUUCCACAGGGCCUGGUCUAGUGCUCCCAUAUAGCAUCUAAUUCUGCUUUCAGUUGUAAUCGGCAUGACAGUUGUAGGUUUCUCUGUAAAAUGUAUCAGUGUAGUAGCUAAACGAUCUACUUGGUGUCAGUGGCUGUUAUGCCCAUGUAACUGGGACCCCAAAAUGUUCUAAUGGGCAAGAGGGGGGAACAUUAAUAAUAAAGAUACCAGGAAGUCCUACAAUGCAUUAGACUGCCACCCGUAGUCAAAAGUAGUAAAAAAAAGAACCAGGGUUAGAUCCUCCACUCGAGGGGAGACUAUACUGUCCCAUUAAAGUAAUGAAAACAUAAUCCGAGAUUGCAUUCAGUGCAUUGCAGCCACGUAAACUUGCAAUCAUACAGUCACACAAAAUAAAAAUGGCUGGCGUUUGCCCUGGAAGGCUGUGGUUUGAAUCGCACCGGUUUGGUAUUUUUUUCUCACUAUCUUUGUGCAUUUUUCUGUAACCAUCCCAGAAGACGCAGUUCUUACCGUAUUUUCCGGCGUAUAAGGCGACUGGGCGUAUAAGACGACCCCCUAAUUUUCUAGUUAAAACAUAGGUUUUCAUCUUAUACUCGCCGUUUAAGACUACCCCCACUUAAGAGGCCAACCGGCAGUGCCCCAGCGCCCCUCCG